CACUAAUAGCAAACAGUUUUAUUAAACCCUCAAGUCCUCCAUACUCCAGUUUACUUUUCAUCAUCAUGUUAAGCAAGUUGACGUUGUUCUUCAUUUUGGUGGCCCCUACAAAAACUUCUAAUACCGCCGAUUUAGGACACAAAGGAGCUCUCAAAAACUCAGAUCCACAGUUAUACCAAAGUGAAGGAUGCUACGAAGCAAAGUCAAUGCAAGAUGCUGGUGUUAAUCUCGGAUACCUUGGUAAUUUUGCUAUCAGCGAAUGCGCUGAGCUUGCCUUAAAAAGAGGUUUCUCCGAGUUUGGUCUUUUUCAAGGAGGCUUGUGUAAAGGUGGAAGCAAUCUGCAAGGAAUGGUUUCUGAAACUUCUGUUACCUGCAGAAAUGGUGUGGGAGGAGAGGAUUCUGUGGAACUGUACUCGCUUAAGCUGUCAGCCAUUGCCUGUCCAAUUGAGUCUUCGGACAAAGCCAGUAAAUCAUGCCAGACACAGAGACAACAUGAAACAGCUAAAACCAGAGAGGAUUACGAACUCAGCAAAGGCGAUGACUACUUAAAAAUUCCACGCAUUAACAAGAACACAGCGGAAGUGUUCCUCAUGCUGAAAAAAGACCCCUUGGAUAAUCACUGGAUCUCAUUGUACAACCAAACUAUUUACAAAAACUUUGGUCUUUUCUUUUUACUUAAUAAUUUAACGGGAGGAAAAGAUAUUGAUUACAAUAAAGUAUACAAGUUCUUCGUUGAUCGUCAACGACAUCAACACUUUGUCCGUCCGGAAGACCAAAAGUUUUUUCGUUUUGCUUUUCAAGACACGAGCAACCCAUUUAAAGAUGUAUCUGAUCUGUCUCUUUGGAGAGAUGAUGACAUCUUUACUGAUCAGCGAUUGGCUGGUAUGAACCCAAUGGCCAUUCAGAGGGUUUCGAGUCCAGGCAAGCGAGGAGGAGUGAGCUGGAAAAAAUUGUGUGGAAAGUUAAACCCAAGAUUCGACUGGCAAGGAGCGAUACAAGACGUGCUUGGAAAGAGUAUAUCAGUUAAUCGGGCAAUACGCGGAGGUUAUAUCUUCGUGGUACACUAUCCCUUAUAUGACGGACUAAAUACGGUGAAGGAUCCUCUUGGAGAACUGAUGGAAGCAAACUCACCAAUCGCCAUAUUUGCAUCUAAACCCAGUCAUCAAAAGCUCCCAAACAGGCUAAAACCAGUGGCCAUUCAGAUAAACAGUUCCCCAGAUUCUCCAGUUUAUACCCCAGAAAAUAGCCAGUUAUGGCAGAUGGCUAAACAUGUGCUCCAAGUUGCAGACUUCGCUCAAACUCAAAUUGUGGAACAUCUUUACAAAAUCCAUUUGUAUAUGGAGCCUAUCUGUGUCUGCAUGCAUCGGCGCCUGUCAAAAUUGCAUCCUCUUCACCAGCUACUAAAGCACCAUUGUAGGGGUCUGCUUGGAACAAACGCGCUUGGAUAUCCAUUUCUGAUGGCACCGGGUAAUGGAUCCAUCGAAAAGCUCAUGUCAGUUGGUCUACAAGGUGCUUUGACAAUGAUGAAAAGAGCCUAUAAAGACCUUUCCUGGGAAGAAACGGAUUUUUUAGCCAACAUUGAGAAACGAGGCCUAGGAGACAAGAAGAAAUUGCCAUACUUUCCCUACAGAGACGAUGGAGAACUGAUUUAUCAUGAGCUGUCGGAUAUGGUCAAAGAAUUCGUCGGGAAGUACUACAGAUCCUGCAGAGAAGUCAGGAAGGACAAAGAGCUGCAAGAUUUCGCAUAUGACGUCUCUGUGAAAUCUGGAAAGGUGAAGGACUUUCCAACCAAAAUUACAUCCAAGUUGAGUCUAACGAGACACUUAGUUCGAAUUAUGUGGAUGACGAGUGCCCAACACAGUGCCAUCAACUAUCCCGUGGAUCAUUACGGUGCUUUGACGUUUAACUCGCCGACAAAACUGUACAAAGAUGAGGUGGCAGGUGCGGGUCAUUAUGGCUUCAGUAAUCUCCCUAGGAUGUUCACUAGUAUGACUCAGUCAGCAUUAGCUAUGACUCUGGCAGCAAUGCGUUACGACUCUCUCUUAGACUUCGUGCCAAAAUUCCCGGACGAAGAAGGAAAGUUUGUCCUUCAGAAGUAUCAAGGCCGCCUGCACGGCAAAGUGACGCCUAUAAUAACCCAAAGGAAUAAGCAGAGAUUCAAGGAGGGCCAUCUGCCUUAUCCCUAUCUCUUGCCAGCUUGGAUAGCUAAUAGUAUUCAUACUUAGGCCCAAUCAUUACCCAGCAGGGACGAAGAGAGACUUGGGCUUCAUUAGUUAUGGAGUAGAUGUUCAUUUAAACUGAAGUUUUAUCUCGUAAAUCAACGAGUUUCAAUAAUAUUUAUAAUCCGCGAAAGGUAAGAAUUUGACAUAUAAUUAUAAUAUCAUCCAGUCUUGGUUUGAUAGUAGUGCGCACUGCAAAAUGGUAUGAAAUGGUAGAUAUACAGGAAUAAAAUCUCAUUACGAAAACGAAUGGCGUACAGUGGCUCAGAAUUCAUAGAAUAUAUACCGUCAAAUUUAUUAUUAUACAUUCUUUUCCGUCACACCUACAAACAAUAGAUUUUAUAUGUGGAGAAGUGACGUCUUAACUACUGACAAUAGUUUUAUGCGCUCUUUUCUUCACAAGUGCAGCUCAGGAAUAUGCAUAAUAAAACAAUUAUUGGAUUCGGUUUUCGCAUGAUAGCGAUAAUUAUCAAGGCCUCA
Stylophora pistillata is the source of this 2699-nucleotide messenger RNA. RefSeq names its product polyunsaturated fatty acid 5-lipoxygenase. Gene Ontology annotation, molecular function: metal ion binding; oxidoreductase activity, acting on single donors with incorporation of molecular oxygen, incorporation of two atoms of oxygen. Lineage: Eukaryota; Metazoa; Cnidaria; Anthozoa; Scleractinia; Pocilloporidae. Gene Ontology annotation, biological process: lipid oxidation. The record is from RefSeq and is a predicted model, not a curated record.